This is a messenger RNA of Gastrolobium bilobum, 1392 nucleotides long. RefSeq names its product replication factor C subunit 3. Gene Ontology annotation, cellular component: DNA replication factor C complex; nucleus. Gene Ontology annotation, biological process: DNA-templated DNA replication; DNA repair. The transcript has 11 exons. Bases 93 to 1157 code for a protein of 354 amino acids. The record is from RefSeq and is a predicted model, not a curated record. Gene Ontology annotation, molecular function: DNA clamp loader activity; ATP hydrolysis activity; DNA binding. NCBI's taxonomy places the organism in Eukaryota, Viridiplantae, Streptophyta, Magnoliopsida, Fabales, Fabaceae.
UGCCCUUUCUUUCACAAAGCAGUAACACUCUCCGAGUCUCAGGUUGAAGAAAGACGAAGAACUGAAGAAGCAUAACGCAUAAAGUCAUAAAGAUGUUGUGGGUCGACAAGUAUCGUCCCAAAACCCUUGACAAGGUUAUGGUCCACAACGACGUCGCUCAGAACCUCAAAAAAUUGGUUGCGGAACAGGAUUGCCCCCAUUUACUCUUCUAUGGUCCAUCUGGCUCUGGCAAAAAAACCCUAAUUAUGGCUCUUCUCCGCCAAAUGUUUGGACCUGGUGCUGAAAAGGUUAAGAUGGAAAACAGGACAUGGAAAGUGGAUGCUGGGAGUAGAUCUAUUGAUUUAGAGCUGACGACAUUAGCAAGUGCCAACCACAUUGAAAUGAGUCCAAGUGAUGCUGGUUUCCAAGACAGAUACGUUGUCCAAGAAAUAAUCAAAGAAAUGGCUAAGAAUAGACCCAUUGAUACUAAGGGGAAGAAAGGAUUUAAAGUUCUCGUGCUCAAUGAUGUUGACAAACUCUCUAGAGAAGCCCAACAUUCUCUCCGCCGAACCAUGGAAAAAUACAGCUCUUAUUGCAGAUUAAUUCUAUGUUGCAAUAGUUCUUCAAGAGUUACAGAAGCAAUCCGCUCUCGUUGUCUAAAUGUUCGAAUAAACGCACCAAGUGAACAACAGAUUGUAGAAGUUUUAGAAUUCAUUGGUAAGAAAGAAGGGCUGCAACUUCCUUCUGGAUUUGCUGCUCGCAUAGCAGAGAAAUCAAAUCGGAAUUUAAGGAGGGCCAUAUUAUCAUUUGAGGCUUGCCGUGUCCAACAGUAUCCCUUCACCGACAAACAAGCAAUUCCCCCAAUGGACUGGGAGGAAUAUAUUUCUGAAAUUGCAUCUGACAUAAUGAACGAACAGAGCCCAAAAAGGUUGUUUCAAGUUCGAGGAAAGCUGUAUGAGCUGCUAGUCAAUUGCAUUCCUCCAGAGAUCAUUUUGAAGAGGCUUCUUUAUGAGCUAUUAAGGAAACUGGAUGCAGAACUAAAGCAUGAAGUUUGCCAUUGGGCUGCAUAUUAUGAACAUAGGAUGCGUCUUGGACAGAAGGCCAUUUUUCACAUCGAAGCAUUUGUGGCUAAGUUCAUGAGCAUAUAUAAAUCUUUCCUCAUUGCAACAUUCGGCUGAAGUUCACAUGAUGGUUUGUUUUUGAGCUAUUUCAUGAUACAUGUUAAAUGUAUUAUGUAUUGGAAACAGCUUCAUGCAUAAGGGGAGUUUUUAUAUCUUGUCUACUGGAGGCUUUCCCAUCGUGUAUGCAUACUGCAAUUAUCAUGACAGAGUUUUGUUUUGGUUUGUAGAGGUGUUAUGUUUUUAUCAAAUUGUGUGGACUUUGCAUGGUGUUUGAUUUCCCUACCCGUUCCUC